This is a messenger RNA of Lineus longissimus, 1633 nucleotides long. RefSeq names its product soma ferritin-like. Gene Ontology annotation, molecular function: ferric iron binding; ferrous iron binding. The record is from RefSeq and is a predicted model, not a curated record. Lineage: Eukaryota; Metazoa; Nemertea; Pilidiophora; Heteronemertea; Lineidae. Gene Ontology annotation, biological process: iron ion transport; intracellular iron ion homeostasis. Bases 73 to 768 code for a protein of 231 amino acids. The transcript has 5 exons. Gene Ontology annotation, cellular component: cytoplasm.
UGCAAGUUAUAUUGAUAUAGUCCAGCUGAUCGGGACUGUGAAUUCUACUGUCAUUUUCUGUUCGAUCUUACAAUGCGCACCAUGGAGGGAGCUUGGUUAUCAAUUUUUGUAGCCGUCUUGGCUUUCUCGGGUUUCGGGAUUUGUGGCUUUGGAGGACUCGGAGACGCGAGCGGAGGACAACACACAUGGCCGGACAGUGAGACACCAUGGCCGGACAGUACGGCACCAUCUCCGGACAGUGAUUUGGACGUUCGUCAGUAUUUCAACGCAGAAUGUGAAGACAAAUUGAAUGAUCAGAUUCAGGAGGAGCUAAAAGCCAGCCAUCUUUACUUGUCAAUGGCUUAUUACUUUUCCCGUUCCGAUGUCGCUCUCUACGGCUUCCACAAGUUCUUCAAGAAGAUGUCCGAUGAGGAACGCGAGCAUGGACAGGUGUUGAUGGAGUAUGUCAACAAGAGGGGCGGCACCGUCAGUAUGACACCAUCCCUGACAUUCACUCACCAGAAUAAGUUGCAGACCGGAAACUGGGACAGUGCCCUGCACUCAAUGAAAGAAGCCAUGAAACUUGAACAUCAUGUCAACAAACACCUCAAGGAGAAGGUGCACAAGUGUGCCGUCGAUCAUGACGACGCUCAUCUGCAAGACUUCAUCGAAAACACCUUCCUAACCGAACAGGUUGACUCCAUCAAAGAGCUCGGCGACUACAUUACUAAGAUUACACGACUCGGACAUGGCGUUGGUCUUCAUAUGUUUGAUAAGGAAUUGCAAUAAGCGGAAAAGUAGCAGAGCCGACUCUAAUGAUAAUAUCAACUAACUUUUCACAGAAAUAAUUGUGGAUUACUCCAUAUGAUUUGAUACUUUUGAAACAAAAUACGCGCAUGGGACAAUUCUUGCCCAGUGCUUGGACAGUUCACCCCACGAAAGUUGUCCUCGGAAAAUGUUUCCCUUCGGAAUAUGUCUCGUUGUUCCCAAUAUCUUCCUUGAGACAAUUCGCUAAAAGGUUGCCCGGCCUGCCCGGCCAUCGGUCUUUAAACGAAGCACGGGAUUAUUGGUUAGGAUUGGACAUGGGCGUCUCCACCAUGGACGUCACACCCUAGUUGCAGAUUGUCCAAUGUGUCUGCCUUUGGGAACAGACGUUCGUGAUUUACGACCACACUUUCUUAUAUUGUUCCUUUUAAAUUAUAAAAAUAUCAAAUUUAGCUAAGUUGAAAACUAGUAUGUACAGUUCUCUACAUUAGAUCUCAUAUAUCACUCCGUCAUUGAGAAGUAACAGUAUAAAAUAGAUGUGGUGUUAUUCAAACAGACAUGACGCCAUUAUUUGGUUACUUGAAUUGCGACACCCUUGUUUGGAUAGCCUAUAUUUUAUAAAUAGGCGUUCAAUGAAGAAAUGUGAAGUCAUCAUUUGUAUUUGUAAUUACAUGUAGUUGAUGAAAUUAACCGGGUAAACAGUUCUGGUCAGUAACAACAUGCCUUUUAUACCAGUUGUGCAUGAUACUAAGACAAGGACAAGUGGUAUGUUAUUUUUGACCAGUACUGUACUCCCAAGUUUAAAUUAACGUGUAUCUCUUAAUACUGAAAGGUGUUCAUACAUUUGAUUAAAUAUUUUGAAAUGAUAAUAAAAAACAACUCUGCUUUC